This is a messenger RNA of Paramecium primaurelia, 174 nucleotides long. The record is from the annotation of a GenBank genome assembly. Lineage: Eukaryota; Ciliophora; Oligohymenophorea; Peniculida; Parameciidae.
AUGAAGGAUUUGAAGAUUUUUCCUUAAUUGAUUUGGCUACUUUUAGCCUUCAAUUCAGUUUUUUUUUCUUGUUUAAUUGUGAAAUUUGUGAAUUUAUAGAUAUAUAUUAUGAUAUUGGUUUUAUUAGGCUGUUUAUAAUUCAUCAUGGUCCUCCAGCUUAAAAUUUAUUAUUGA